AUGGUCAAUGAAGCAAACUCUGUCAAGUUUCUGGUCCUCAAUGAGACCAACUACACAGACUGGGUCAUGCGCAUGGAGGCUGACAAGAAGGGCCACACAAAGUGCGAGUGUAAGACAGUGUUCAAGGAGGCUGAGAGCUCAGAGGAUGAGAAGGCAAAGAAGAAGGAUGAUGCACGAAUGAAUGUAUUGCAUGCAUCAGAGGGCCACAUUCAGCUCUUCUAG
Laetiporus sulphureus 93-53 is the source of this 222-nucleotide messenger RNA. RefSeq lists its product as uncharacterized. Lineage: Eukaryota; Fungi; Basidiomycota; Agaricomycetes; Polyporales; Laetiporaceae. Bases 1 to 222 code for a protein of 73 amino acids. The record is from RefSeq and is a predicted model, not a curated record. The transcript is spliced from 2 exons.